CUUCUUUGCUACGCAAUCCACUGUCACUUGCAUGUAUAUAAGGGUGCCCUCCCGCCUACGAAUGGAGCCAGUUUAUUCCCCUGGACUAGAAAUUGUGCACUCGGAUCAGUGUUGAGCGCGACGUCUUCGGAUAAGCCACGUGUAUAAGCUCUCUCUUAGUAAGGCGACGUUCUACGCUUGGAUUCCACCCGUCACGUCGACGACCCUUCGAACGCUGCCGCGCACUCAGGCGACAAUCCCUGCCACUCCCGAUCUCGCUUGCCUCCCGGUGUCCCGCUGACUCGUUCCGUCCACACGGGCAGUGCUACUUGCAUUCCUCUUAUACCAGCCUACCUACUCGCCCUCUCCAAACAUCUCGCAAUAUGUCUCUCUCUCCAGAGCUCAACCGUCCCCUCGACGUCCUCCUCAUCGACAACUUCGAUUCCUUCACCUGGAACCUCUACCAAUCCCUCUGUCUCCUCGGCGCCGACGUCACUGUCAUCCGCAACGACGCCAUCUCCCCCGACGUCUUUCCUCUACUCAAGAUCAACUCGCUCAUCAUCUCUCCCGGCCCUGGCCAUCCGAGGACUGACUCGGGCAUCUCGCGCGACGCGAUCAGCUUUUUUGCGGGAAAGGUGCCCGUUCUAGGCGUAUGUAUGGGAUUGGAGUGCGUUGUGGAUAUCUUUGGAGGCGAAAUCGCCUACGCCGGCGAGAUCAAACACGGCAAGACCUCCCCCAUCGCCCACGACGCACGCGGAAUCUUCCUCGACGUCCCCCAAAACAUCGCCAGCACGCGCUACCACUCCCUCUCCGCCUCCAUCGCGUCCCUCCCUCCGUGCCUCGCCGUCACCGCGACGACGGCCGAGAGCGGCGUCAUCAUGGGCGUCCGUCACCGCGAGCUCACCAUCGAGGCGGUGCAGUACCACCCCGAGAGCGUGAUGAGCGAGGGCGGGGAUAGCCUGCUCGGGAACUUUCUCAAGCUCCGCGGUGGUCGAUGGGCCGACGCGGCGAACCAGUGGGCGCGCGUCGAGUCGGACGAGAAGGCCAACGGGGACGUCAACGCCGCUUCGACGUCGAGCGCUGCAGCUGCAGCGACGGCGGCAAGCAAGGUCCCGACGAUCCUGGAAAAGAUCUACGCGCAGCGCAUGCGCGACGUCGACCUCGCGAAGCGCACCCCAGGUAGCACCCCCUCGGACCUCUCCGCCCAGCUCUCGCUCUCGCUCGCCCCGCCCCUCGUGUCCUUCCCCGCCCGUCUCCGCUCCGCGGCCCCCGCGCCCGCGCUCAUGGCCGAGAUCAAGCGCGCGAGCCCGAGCAAGGGCGACAUCGCCCUGAGCGCCAACGCCGCGCAGCAGGCCCUGUCCUACGCGCUCGCGGGCGCGCGCAUCAUCUCGGUGCUCACGGAGCCGACGUGGUUCAAGGGCUCAUUGGAAGAUAUGCGCGCGGCGCGGAUGGCGGUGGACGCGCUGAGCGAGCGGCCGGCGAUUUUGAGGAAGGAUUUUAUAUUUGAUGAGUAUCAGAUUAGGGAGGCGAGGGUGUGGGGCGCGGAUACGGUUCUGUUGAUCGUGGCGAUGUUGAGCGAGGAGCGGUUGGGCGCGUUGUAUAGGUGUGCGAAGGAGCUGGGGAUGGAGCCGCUGGUGGAGGUGAAUAAUGAGAGGGAGAUGGAGGUGGCGCUGAGGGUGGGGGCGAGGGUGGUGGGCGUGAAUAAUAGGAAUUUGCAUGAUUUUGUGGUAGAUAUGGGGACGACGAGUAGGGUGGCGGAGGGGAUGAGGGGGAGGGAGGACGUGGUGCUGUGUGCGUUGAGUGGGAUUGGAGGGCCGGAGGAUGUUAGGGGGUAUGUCGGGCAGGGCGUCGGUGCCGUGCUUGUCGGGGAGGCGCUCAUGCGCGCCGAGGACCCGAGCGCGUUCGUGCGCAAGCUGCUCGAUCUCCCUGAGCCGUCUAUUAUGGAGGAGGAGGAGGAAGAAGAAGAACGGCCGCUGGUGAAGAUAUGUGGGAUACGCACGGAGGAGGAGGCGCUUGCUGCGAUGGACGCGGGCGCGGAUAUGCUCGGAUUGAUGUUCGCGCCGAAGAGCAAGAGGAGGAUAUCGCUCGACCAGGCGCAGAAGAUCUCGUUGGCGGUGCACGCCGCGCGAUUCGCUCGGCCCGUCCGCGGUGAUCUCGUCUCCUCCACCUCCGCCGGAUCCAAGCCCAAGUCCGAGUCCGCAUCGGACCUGCCGCCGCUCCCAUGGUUCGCAGCGCACGCGCGCAGACUGAGCCGGGCGCUGCGCGAGCCAGAGGCGCCCGCGAGGCCGUUGCUCGUGGGUGUGUUCCAGGACCAGCCGUUGGAGGAUGUGCGGAGGGCUGUGGAGGCGGCGCAGUUGGAUGUGGUGCAGUUGCAUGGAAGAGAGCAGGCGGAGUGGGCGCGGUGGGUGGGGGUGCCGGUUGUUAAGGUGUUUCAUGUGCCGGCGAGCGGGGAUGGAGACAAAGAGGGGGAGAGGGAUUCGCUCCGAGAGUUGACGAGGCCGGGGUUGAAUCAGUUUGUGAUGCUUGAUGCGGUCAAGCCUGGGGCGGUGGAUGGGCUGAGCGGCGGUGGGGGCGUCGCACUUGAUUGGGCGCGUGCGAGGGAGGUGGUUGAGCAGGGCGAGUUGCCGGGUGUCCGGAUCGGGGUGGGGAAGAGGGGGAGGAUGCCGAUUGUGUUGGCGGGUGGAUUGACGGUGGAGAAUGUUGGGGAGGCGGUGAGGACGGUUAGGCCGUGGGCGGUUGAUGUGAGUGGGGGUGUGGAGGGGGAGGGGGGACGGGGGAAGGAUGUGGGGAAGAUGAGGGCGUUUGUGAGGGCUGCUAAGGGGUUGUGAGGGAUGGGGGUGGUGAAUACAAAAGGUCGUGUAGAGUGUUCAUUUGUUAUUGGUAAUAUUCUUCUAUGUGAUAUAUCUAUAUUAGAUAUCUGAUAUAACAACACUAUUGCUCAUUGGAUUCUUCUCUUCCCGGG
Messenger RNA from Laetiporus sulphureus 93-53, 2941 nucleotides. RefSeq lists its product as uncharacterized. The record is from RefSeq and is a predicted model, not a curated record. Gene Ontology annotation, biological process: L-tryptophan biosynthetic process. Gene Ontology annotation, molecular function: anthranilate synthase activity; phosphoribosylanthranilate isomerase activity; indole-3-glycerol-phosphate synthase activity. The coding region runs from base 363 to 2807 and encodes 814 amino acids. The transcript has 2 exons. Lineage: Eukaryota; Fungi; Basidiomycota; Agaricomycetes; Polyporales; Laetiporaceae.